ACAACAAAAAACUUUGGCAGAAUAUAGAUACUGCAGCUUUAUCUGCAAUAGUUAUAUUAGAAACACUGUUUUUUUCAGAGUGAAUGCAGUGAGGAGUACCGAAUAAUACGGAAACAAGCGCAGAUUCAAUACUACAUAGUUGUUAAUAAAUUAGUAUUACAUCAAAUGAAAAUGGCAUGCAUUUACUGUACACUCGUCUUCAGCCACCUAAGGCGCUUUAUCCGUUUCAGUGUGCCUUAAAGACAGGUGCUAAAGCUGAAAAAGUACAACUCUGAACAGUUUUAGCGUCCAAAACAUAAUUUUGCACCUAUUAAUGAAAUUACGGUAAUGCGAAUCGCGUUCGUGUUCGGGACUAAACAGGAACUGCACAACCCUCUCGUUACUUCCCCAUUGAAUAAUAGUGCUGCUGCGUAUUGCGAUACUGAGGUACAAGAUCCACUGCCGGUAAAUAUAUUCACACAGCAACAACAGCACUUGAAAAAGGCUUGGGUGGAAAAGUGCAGUUCCAAAGGUGCAAAUGGGCGGGACUGUACGAGUAUGAAUUACCCGAAAGAAGUGAAUCAAUUUUAAGGUUGGAACUCCGGGUACGACCGUAUCAAGACGGAGAAUUGAUACUUCUUCCACUGUGUGUUGCAGACAUGGGGUACAUGACAGUAGAGUCUCACUCACACACCCGCAUCCACCUCAAGAGGCUGCCUGGCUUCCGGUCCUGGGCUCUGUUGGUUGGAAUCUCAUCUGUUGGUCUGUCAGCAGCCUAUUACAGCUCAGACAGCUGGAUGUGGAAGCUCUUCUACGUGGCUGGGUGCUGCUUUGUCGCUAUACAGAACCUGGAGGAGUGGGAGGAAGCCAUUUUUGAUAAGUCUAAAGGUCAAGUCAUUCUAAAAUCGUUUAACCUCUACACCAAAAUACUGACCAUGUGGAGGAAGGGACACGAGCAAGUGGUGGCCGAACUGAAUCACCUGAGGGACGUGAGUGUGGAGGAGGAGAAAGUGCGCUACCUGGGGAAAGGCUACCUGGUGGUCUUGCGAUUUGCCACUGGAUUCUCCCACCCGCUCACUCAGAGCGCCACCCUUGGCGGGAGGAGUGACGCAGAUGCUAUCGCUGAUCUGCUGAAGCGCUUUCUCGGGCUGGAUAAAGCACAGCAGUGGGAGAAAGUCUCUGACUCGGAUAGCAGCGACAGUGACCAAAUCGAACUCGAUGAAAACUAACCAGUUGAAGAAUCCUGGCGCCCCUCUGUUCCCAGGACAGGUAACCAGCGGUGAUGAGCUCUGUGCUGUGAAGCCUGACUGGGCCCUGGGCUUGACGAGACUGGCUGAUUUCACCAAAGAACUGGGAAUCUUGUCAUGCCACUGCAUGGCAGUGGGUUACCAAGGCUGGGAACACUCCCCAAUGUCAUGUCCUUAACUUGACAGAAAUCUGGCAAGCUUUGAAGUUUAACCUUAGCAUUGUCCAAUCCUUUUUAGGUUGCACGCAAACCUUCGCUGCUUAUCUGAUGAUAAGCAACUAUAGGUUGCCUUUUUUUAAGUGUGCAUUUUAAAUUUCUGUCUCUUUCCCUUAAUCUGUCUCUCUUUUCCCUUCUGUUGGACUAGCUAGAUCUUUAGUUUCUUACAUUUAAGGACAUGUAGAUAAAAACAGCACUGUAGAUUCCUGCUACCCAAUCCUGUGGUAUAGGUCACCUGGUUUGAUUUGCAGUAAGAGCAAUUGAGUAAAUCUGACCAACAGUAAAAGUGAUCUGGUACCAGAGAGUCAUAGCAACUUUAAUCUAUUGUGUUGUCUUUUAAAUAAUAAAAAAAAAAAAAUCGGAAUAUCUCACUUCAGCCAAGUAAAACAGAAAAGAACAGGACCGAGGGGAGAGCAUCAGUGAUAAUGUUAUUAACGCUAGUAAAAGCUAAGAUUGUGGAUGGAGAAACUGGGUGAAUGAAACCAGCUCCAUGAAUAUGUUGUAUGUAUCUCUGGCUAAAAAUAUAAAACUAUGAUAUAGAAGCAAAGCAAACAUUCAAGAUGCUAAAGGAAGACCAAACUAGACUAUUUAAUGCUUGCCCCGCAAAACCAAAGUAUGGAUGAAAUACAGGUACGCAGUGGGUCUGUGCUACAUUCCUGCUUGUCCAAUCCUUGUUCUGGUAGUAGGCUGGUCCUAUUGCCAGCGCCAAAUACUGCAGUAUGGCUACUGAUUUUAACACAUUGCUUUUGACCAAUCAGGAUGUAAAUAGUUGUACUUGUUCAAUUGUUUGUCGCAUCUUGUGUAAACACAAACACUCUUGUUUCAGAAGUGCCAACAUCAUCCUACAACUCUGCCUUCUUCCAUGUGGCCAAAACGUAUGUUUUGCUUAACAUAAUAAAAUGAUCUAAAACACUCAGACAUUCAAGGGUCAAUUUCAGCGUGACAGGACUAACAAAUCCCCAGUACCUGAACAAAAUUAGUCCCAAUUGCAGCAUACUAAUCCUAAAAUCCAGUUAAUUGGUUUAGCUGGUCUGAUCAAGCUAGUCUGAUCUAACAAAACACAAUGUAUUAGAAGGUAUGGUAAGGAAAGUACUGUAGAACAAGAAGGAAAACACUGUAAAAGUGUAAAUGCACAGUAUUAAUAUUGGAAAAGCAUUUGAAAGUAUAAUGUUACUGUGUAAAAUUACAAUGGUCAUUUUUACAGUGGCUUCAAGAUUGAAUUAGAAGUUCAAAAGGGUUAUGUAUAUUAAAAAUAUACAUUAUUCCGGGGUGAUGUAAUACAGACUUAAAGUACAUAAUCCAUAUUAAACAGAUUUGCAAGCAAAUAUUGAGAAAAAACUGAGAAAUCAGAGCAGGCAGCCUCUUCUCUUCACAGGACUAAUCCACGUAAUCCAGUUAAUAUGGGUCUUUUUUUGUGACCACAAAGGUCUGGUUUAGUAUACAGCAAUCGGUACUAAGCUUGAUCCAGUUUAACUGAUGAUCCCAAUGAGCUAACCAACCUUUGGUACGCUGCAAUUGGGGGUAGCAGUGGUACUGACGGUAGUCCAAGCAACUGGAUCAAACUCACUCAAUCCCCCUGUUGGGUGCAUCAAGUGGACUAAAUGUGACACGCUGCAAUUGACCCUCAAGUGUUUAGCUACAACAGAGUUUAAAGUGUGAUACAGUGUGUAAAACAAUAGCUUCUGCUGGUUAUUCACUGCUUGUUAUUGGCACUUUACUGUUUGUUGACUACAGUGAAGUCUGAAACAAGAGUGCUGGUGAUUAGAAUAGACCUAUAGCUAUCCUGCUAAAAACAUCAGUGGAUCAAGCUCAAUCAAUCACAGGAAUCCAUGUACAAUCAUGUUGUGAUAUUUAUAAAGUGGAUUACUGUUUUUUAAAAUAAAUAAAUAAAUAAUCUACACUAUAUAUAUGGAUAUAACAGACUGAGACACUAUUUUGGCAGUUCUCAUUAUUGCUGUUUUGUAUUUUAGACCAGUACAAUAUGUGCAGGUAAACUAAACUGAUCAGUACUUUUAAUCAGUCUGGUACUGCUUUCACUCUAAAUUGAAAAUGGCAUGAAUCCAUUCUCUGAAAUCCUGCAGAAUAUCAUUUGAGUCAUUGGCAACUAAAUAUUUAGUCUCUUUUACCUAAAUCUUGAGAAAUGCUGUUUGUUAAUUCUGAUCGUACUUGGUAGGGACAUUCCUUAAGUUCUUGAGGGUAUAAUCUUGGUCCGGGUGUUUCUUGAGACCAGAAUGCUUUCUGGCUAUAUCUUUCCUGGAUGUAAUGUAACUUUGCAUGGAUAUUACGUGAUGAUAUUCUGCAUGCUGUGGGUAUAGGACAUGGAUCAUGAUGCUGAUCAUGAUUAGACGCAUGUGUAAUAAAAUUACUGACAUGCUUGGUUUUAAAUGACACUAUGCUAUUUUGUGUGCUGUAGUUAUCUCUUCUGGCAUUGGAGUCAAGUCACUCGUAUUGAAAACAACAAGAUCAAUUCUGAUGCUGCGAGCCGAACACAGGUGGAUAGCGGAUUCUUUGACAACAAUCUAGAACAGUUUAUUGAAGACUGAUCUUGCUGAAAUACAAUUUAGUGGAAUCUCUUUGCCAUUGGAAUAAACACAGCACUCCAUGAAUGUUAACUGCUGAAGAAGCAUGCGUCACAAAGGGUCUGCAGCAACAGCAGCCCGAGCUGGGCUGAAAAAGUUGCUCUUACACAAAUCUUCCAAAUUCAAAUCCAUAUUUCUUUAUUUUGGUCACUGAAGUGUAGCCUGGCAACAAAUGUAUUGAUCAGAUCAAGUUUGGUACUAAAUUAUAUUUGUCAAAAGAGAAAAUUUAACUGCAUGUGUGUGUUUGUUGUUGCUGGUAUUAGUAUAUCAAAUAACAAUUAAAAACAAACAAAUAAAAGAGAAACAGAAAAUAGAUUUCACAGGAACCUACAUAGAGCCCCGUAUGGGAUAACACUGCUUCCCCCAUAGAUCUGUAAUGUGUCAUAUGAACAAUUUGCUGUUUGGCCGUGGUGAAGCACCUUACUUCUUGUUCAUGUUUAUCUUGCAAUGUUUAUUUUUAAAUAUUUCUUUCCAGCACUAUAAGUUAUUGCAAUAAGAGAGGGUGUCUUAAAUCACAGAUAAAAUACCUGUAAACAUUUUAUACAUCAUUUUUUAAAAAUAAAACUUAAAUACAAAA
Molecule: messenger RNA, 4597 nt
Organism: Acipenser ruthenus (sterlet)
Lineage: Eukaryota; Metazoa; Chordata; Actinopteri; Acipenseriformes; Acipenseridae
Product: cytochrome b-245 chaperone 1 homolog
Exons: 8
Coding region: 639-1208 (189 amino acids)
Source: RefSeq, a predicted model, not a curated record